Molecule: messenger RNA, 980 nt
Organism: Pseudovirgaria hyperparasitica
Lineage: Eukaryota; Fungi; Ascomycota; Dothideomycetes; Acrospermales; Acrospermaceae
Exons: 1
Coding region: 56-670 (204 amino acids)
Source: RefSeq, a predicted model, not a curated record
ACAUUAUUCUCAUCUGUAUUAUUAUGAUAUCCAACCCUUUCCAAAAAUCAUCGCCAUGGGUGCGGUCGAACAAAAUGAGGCCAUGGGAUCGCAGCGCAUGCUUGUAUUUAUUCGGACCGAUCGGAUUACAGAGCUCGUCCUCCUUCAGCCGCUCUUGGCAACACUCUGUUGCCAAGAGAGGCUUUACAAACAAGGGAACCGGAAGGAGUGUCUUUGUCACCAGCACUCCGAUUAUUUUCAAGCCCCCAAAGCCCUCGUGAUCCGCACCAUAUGCCAAAACGAUCGGGAUGUCAGAACUAUCAAGCAAAGGACGCCUAUCGGCGAAAGACUCACCAUCACCCCUGGCUUGCGAGGAGCUGAUCGAGGUGGAUGGCGACCUGAGAACCAUCCUUCAAGAAGGAGCCAGCGAGGCAAUGGGAGGGAUCUCCGUUUACACGAGCCAAUCCUCGAAAUUCGACAGCGAGACAAUCCAGAGGUGCCGCAGCAAAGUUGCAGAAGAGCUGAAUCGACGACAAGGCCCAAGCACCCUACCCAGAGAGUAUCGUAUCUGCGAGCUGUUCGAAUCUCAUCUACAGACAAUCCGAAUUUACAAAAUAAUACAGAUAGAGAAGCUUACGGAAAGUGGCGUAUCGCCAAAAACCCCCCCCAGGUAUCCAGGAGCGCGAAAUAAUUACCACUUCUAUCGCCGCGCCCAAUCAGCCAACCUCUUGUUUACAUCGAGACUUGUUUCAGAUGAUCCUAGAACAUGUCCAGCAACAAGGGGUGCGCACGUACGGGUCGGCCGCCAUGCAGGAGUGACUUACAUUAUUAUAAUUGCCGCCGCAAAGUCCUUGCGCGCCACACCACUACCUACUACAACCACCUACUUUUAUAUGGAAGUGGCGCAUAGUGACUUUAUUAAAUUAUAUAAGUUUGCUUUCAAGAUUAGUAGCAGUGGGAUAUUCUACUUAAUAAAGAAGAUAAUAAGAACGCUGUCGUCU